CACAUGCAACAAACACAUAAAACCAUUGCAAUUGGCAACGGCAGUCUGUGUCUCCGCAGUCCGCACCUCGUUAUCUCCGUUCCGUGCAGGCUUUGUUGUUCGACACUGCUUCAGUACUGUGGUGCACUGCCGGUGCGUAUCGUAACGCCGGGACAGCCAGAAAUGGGAGGCUGCGACGACCACGCCCGCCGGCCGCCGUCCCUGCCGUGGACGGUGCGCGUCCAGCUGGCCGCGCUCGCGUUGGCACACCGCCGGGACGGCAGCGUCCGGCGCCUCCUCUUCUCCCUCGGCGACCUCAAGUCUGGCACCACGUCCCGCCCGGGCGCCUCGGGGUCGGGGGUGCGCUCCGCGGACGUCACCAUCGACGCCUCCCGCGGCCUGUGGGCGCGCGUCUUCUCCCCCUCGCCCGCCGCGGACGCGGACGCGGACGCCGAGCCGGCCCCCGUUCCCAUCGUCGUCUACUUCCACGGCGGAGGGUUCGUGCUCUUCUCCGCGGCGUCCCGCCCCUACGACGCCUUCUGCCGCCGGCUCUGCCGCGACCUCCACGCCGUCGUCGUGUCCGUCAACUACCGCCUGGCACCCGAGCACCGGUUCCCCGCGGCGUACGACGACGGCGUUGCGGCGCUCCGCUACCUCGACGCCAACGCCGACUCCCUGCCGGAGGCCCACGUCCCCGUCGACCUCUCCAGCUGCUUCCUCGCGGGCGACAGCGCGGGCGGCAACAUCACGCACCACGUGGCGCAGCGCUGGGCGGCGUCGUCGCCCGCCGCGAACCUCCACGUCGCCGGCGCCGUCCUGAUCCAGCCGUUCUUCGGUGGGGAGGAGCGGACGGAGGCUGAGGUGGCGCUGGACCGGGUGUCCGCGCUGUCGGUGGCGGCGACGGACCACUACUGGAGGGAGUUCCUGCCGGAGGGCGCCACGCGGGACCACGAGGCGGCGCGCGUGUGCGGCGAGGGCGUCGAGCUCGCCGACGCGUUCCCGCCCGCGAUGGUGGUGGUCGGCGGCUUCGACCUGCUCAAGGACUGGCAGGCCAGGUACGUGGAGGCGCUGCGCGGGAAGGGGAAGCCGGUGCGGGUGGUCGAGUACCCCGACGCUGUCCACGGCUUCCACGCGUUCCCGGAGCUCGCCGACUCCGGCAAGUUCGUGGAGGAGAUGAAGCUGUUCGUCCAAGAGCAUAGCUCCACCAAACACCAAGCGUGCCUCGGAAUUUGAUGUAAAACUGGUGCAAAAUUGAACCCACACACUUGUGCUUCGCCCUACUUUUUUUUUUUUUUUUUUUUUUUUUGCGAUGUGUUUCCGUUCACCCACACCGUACUUUUUGUCAAUAAAGAAAAGGAGGUAGUAUGAGCUACAUUUCCUUCAAGAGGUAGUAUGAGCUACAUUUCCUUCAAUAUGAGCCGUGCCUACGUACGUUUCUCAGUGUUUCCAUUCCAUCGAGCAGCUCUGCGUUGCCAGAUGAAAUAAUCGCAGACCUUCGUAAGUGAAACAACUCAGGAUGAAGCAUCUGGUUGCAUUGCAGAUUUGCAUGAUAACCUUUAUGCAACCAUACCCAUUGCAAACGCAGCGCAAGUUAACCUUCAAAUUGAGAAAUACCGCAACCAGCUAUACGUAUCAAGAAGAGUUUGGAUUGCGUAAGGCAUAUAAGGCGUAACGUCUGCAGAAACAAGGGCAUUUUAUUUCGACCCGAUCUUUAAAGUUAAACUUUGGAUACUGAUUUCAUAUAAAACAAACAUUGUACGACCG
Molecule: messenger RNA, 1743 nt
Organism: Sorghum bicolor (sorghum)
Lineage: Eukaryota; Viridiplantae; Streptophyta; Magnoliopsida; Poales; Poaceae
Product: probable carboxylesterase 18
Exons: 1
Coding region: 4-1212 (402 amino acids)
Molecular function (GO): hydrolase activity
Source: RefSeq, a predicted model, not a curated record